AUGGAGCCGAUCUCCGCCGCCGAUAAGUCGGCGCCGACAUCGGCCGACUUUCCCCUUCGGGUGCAAAUGGGUCGCGGUCUCAGCUUCACCUUAGAGUGGAACGACUACGCCGUCCUUCGCGACCAAAAGAAAGAGUUCACCGAGAGAUGCUUUGGACUCGCCAUCAGGUUCGCUUGGUUUGACAUUGGGCGGGACGACCUGCGGUUGUGGGUGCUCGGGAUCGGCCCGCUUCGAUCGGCCAUGAAAGCCGCCGACCAUUCUUGCUUUGCUAAGGCUUUCGACGCCGACAUCGCCGCUAUCCCGCUGAAAUCGACCGGCGGCCCGCUUCCAGGGUCACACUGCAGCGUCAUAGCCAUCCUCUACCCAGGAGAUGUGCUGAAGGCUGAGGGACAGGUCUGCAGGACAUCGAUCCGGCACAUCGACCCGCACACCGGAAAAGGGAAGCACCGCGACGAGGCCGUCCGCGUCCUGAAGCUAUUCCGCACGGCUGCCCUGGCCGAGCUGGGGCGUCCCGGUAGGAAGUGGGACGGGGCGCCGCCAUCACAAGCAGUGGUGGAGGAAAGGCUUGCCGACUGCGACGACCCUAUCCGCGACAAAGUGCCGGGCACAGUGUCGGACGGGCAUGUCGGCACCGGCAUGCUUGCCGCGACGUCGUUCGGGUGGGUGGCCAAGCAGAUCGGCCUGCUGACGGGCGACAAGGCUCGGAGCGCUGUGAGCAUCGAGAACAUCAAGGUCGCGGGUUUGAGCGGCGCCGACGGACCCGCCGAGGGUGCGAUUGAUGACGACGGCGCGGAAAGUCAGACGGCGCCCCAAGCAGCAGCUGCCGCCCAGCGCCAGGAGGACUUGCCGGUGUCCGCGGAAGGAGGAACCGGUGGAGGACUAGGCGACGAUGCGGCAGGCGCAGGGAGGAAGGAAGAGGAGUUGACGGACUCUGGCUCAGAGUCGGAGUCGGAGGGGGAGGAGGAGGACGAAGGGGAGAAGGAGAAUGAGGACGAGGAGGAUGACGAGGGCAAGGACGAGAACGAUGAGGUGGUGGAGGUGGUGGCCGGGAAGGAUGAGGCGGCGCACGAGGAAGGGGUGGAGGAGGAGGUGGAGUACGAGCUGGAGUACGCAGACGGCACGGUUGAGGCGGUGGGGUCGGCGGACGAGAAGAACGAGGAAGCGGAGGAUGGCGAUGCGGGUAAUGCUACGGGGUCGGCAGGUGAGGGGAAGGAAAAGGAUGAGGUCGGCGUGGAGGCAACGACGGAAACGGGCCAGGAGGAGGCGGCAUGCGAAGGUGCGAAGGUGUCGGUCGACGCCGGCGAAGGUGCGAACAUCGCGGGCGUGCAGGAGACGGGGGACGCAUCUGGUCGGCAGGGCCCUGCAACGGACGACGUCGAGGAGCUGCGACGGGAGAACUUGCUGUUGAGGGCGGAGAACGCUCGGCUGCAGGGUUUGCUCGAUGCGGAACGGGCUCGGCUGGACGCGUUUUUUGUUGGGCUACGUGGACUCGUCGACCACCUGAAGGAGUUGGCCGAGCAGGUCGACGACACCGAGAAGUAUGCGGCGGAACAGCUGCGAAACGCGGCGGAGGCCAUGUCGCAGACCAUCACGGGCAACAUCACCGGCAGCUUCGACGAGGCGUGGAAGACGAUGAAGACCUUCGCGGAACAGGCGUCGGCGUGGCUGGAGGACUUCGACAACCCGGAGGGAAAUGUGGCGUAUCAACGCGCCUUAGCGGUCACCACCUUGGCCGACCACGUCGACAAGGUGGUGGGCGAUGCGCAGGAGGAUUUGCGGGAGCACAUCACGAGCCAGUUGUCCGCCGCAGCUGUCAACAUCGCCACAGCUGUGACCGGCAGGCUCCCCGUGCAGCCGCCGCCACCGCCUCAGCCCACGCCGCCCGCCCUCCCGGAAGAGCUCUUGAAGUCGUUCAAGGCCGACAUCAUGAAGACGGUGACGGAGGCCACCGAGCAGUCGUUCGUUGCGUCCGGGAUGAAGAUGUUGACCGAGAUGAUCGGCACGGUGGCGCCUGGUCGACGUGGGUCGUCGCCUUCGGCCAAUGACGCCGACGCCGCGCAACAGAGGGCGGCCGACAAGCAAGGCCUGAAGAGGUCGGGCGACGGUGACGACAAGGAGAGCUCGAAGCGGAGCAAGGGAUCGGACGGGAGCCGCGUCACGAAGCCUCCUGCGCGGAGCGUGGUCGACAUGCUGAAGGCGAAGGGGUGGAAGGUGAGGGGAGGGUCGACCAGCAAGGGAAGCGGAAGCGGGGGGGCGGACGGGAGACCUGCCGACGGGAUCGCGGCUAACGUCGAUGCACCGCCUGGCCCGCCUUUGGACGCCGAGCAGACCCAUCCUCAGGCGAGCGGUGGGAAGGACGCGGCCCCCACUGCCCAGGCGGCGAAAGUCGGAGGCGCCGGAACCACCCAGGGGCCGUCUGACGCGGUGCCGGCCAAGGGCAAGGCGAUGUCUGCGUCUGCUACGGUCGCCGGAACCGGCACGGCGAAGGCUGCCUCUGCUUCAGUCCCCGGAACCGGCAAGUCGAAGGCUGCUUCUGCUACGGUCGCCGGAACCACCAAGUCGAAGGCUGCUUCUGGUACGGUCGCCGGAACCACCAAGUCGACACCAUGUAACCCGCCUGCGGCAACCACCGGGCCCGCCGGCCAGUCAGGUGCGGGGAAGCAUGGGGAGGCCCGUGCGGCCCCUCCAGCUCCAGCAGCCCCUACUGCCGCCAAGGUCGACGCGAAGGCUGCUUCGGCACAGGGGCCACCCGGGAGUAACGCGCUUAGGGUGUUGCUCCACCGCAUGGAGUCCCACCGCCCGGGCGCGCAGCAGCAUCCUGUGGUCGACGCCGGCCUCGCAGAAACAGCACGUCGCUCCGUCACUCCGCACGUUGCCGGCAAACCGUCCGAUGCCCAAUCUGCCGCGCGGCCGGUCGCCGCCCCACCGCCUGCGGACCCCAAGUCCGCGUUUCUUCGCGCCCAUAUAGGCGCACGCAAAGCGGCAGCUCCACCAGUCACUCAGCCGGAACCCGGCACAAGCGCGACGCCGACGGCUGUAAAUGCGACCGCACCCUCCCCAGGAGCAGCUGUGGUCGAUCUGGCGGCGGAGAGGGGAGUCAGUGCAGCGCUAGCCACCGGCGGCCGCGCCGACAGGCAUGCCGCCCUCGAAUCCGUCCUGGCCCAGUUUGAGGCAGCAAAACGGCCCGAGCAUGCCCCGGCACUGGCCAUCGUGGACACGGCGCAUGCGGAGCCGUCGGCGACCAACACAGGGGGUUCGGCGGAGCCGACGGCCGCAACGGGUGUUGUCGCCGAGGGAAAUGCGGGACGGAAGGGUAAGGACGACACCGGGAAAGGGAAGGCGGUGUCGGCGGGGAAGGAGAUGGCGGAAGACAAAGGGAAGAAGCCGGCACGGAAGACGGGCGGCAAGGGUAAGUCGGCAAAGAAGAAGGAGGAGGAGGAGAAGGAGGAGGAGGUGGGGGAGGGGGAAGAGCAUGGACGCCGGGGUCAUGGCAUCCGCCGAGACAGGUCUGGCGACGGGCAGGGGUGGGUGGGCGAGAUGAAGUUCAAGAACCAGAAUCGGUACAUCGGCAAGUCCCGCGACAAGAUGGAGCUGGCCUACGAGCACGCGAUUGCGUACUUCGUCUACGACGGCUACGUGAGCAAGGUGCUCAUGAAGGAGCUCACCGCCUUGAAGCCGGGAGAGUUGGAUGAAUGGAAGGCGGUGUGGGAGGAGGUCAAAAUCCUGCCGACCGGGAUGUGGACGGUGAUGUGGGCCAGAGGCUUGUGCCAUCCGAGACCAAGGUUCGACGACAUACUCGGCAGGUUCCGUGGGUACGCAGGUUCGGGUGAUGCGCUUCAUGGCGUGCUCUGGCCGGCGAUGUGGUUCCCCAUCAUCGAGGACACGGAGGAAGGCAGGGCGGAGACAAAUGCCAACAUGUCGGCGAUGGUGAAUCGCGUGUCGAUGUGCGCGGCGUAUGGAAAGGUCGCGGCGAGAGUCGCGUAUGGGAAGGUCGACGGGAGCGCGGAGGCGACCGCGGGAGAGACGACGGAUAUGGAAGGCGCGGACAGGAAGGCGGACGAGAAGGUGCAGAUGGGGGCCCAGGCGUUAGCGGCCUCUGCAUGCGCCCUCUGGUGCUACAUGUCGACGCCGGCGUCGGUGCUCGGUGCUGUGGGCGAAGGUAAGGCGGCCGCGAUUCUGGCAGGUGCGGGGAAGGAGAGGGGCGAGCACUUCGCGAUGCGCUAUGGAGUGGCCAGGGCCUUCGAGGCGGGCAUUGAGGAAGACGAGGCCGACAUGAUCGCAAGAGCGACGGUCGAGACCUUGGCGUUCUGGGGAAUGUGCCCCCUCGACGGGCCCAAGCUCAAAGCGGAGGGCAUCGAUGUGCCGUGUGACGCGAAGAUGGAGUACGACUUGGAUCACAGGGGGAGGAAGGGGGAGAAGGUCAAGCAGGCCAAGGGCAGCAAGAGGAAGAGGUAG
This is a messenger RNA of Closterium sp. Yama58-4, 4455 nucleotides long. NCBI's taxonomy places the organism in Eukaryota, Viridiplantae, Streptophyta, Zygnematophyceae, Desmidiales, Closteriaceae. The record is from the annotation of a GenBank genome assembly.